This is a messenger RNA of Phialemonium atrogriseum, 2445 nucleotides long. RefSeq names its product YT521-B-like domain-containing protein. The transcript has 4 exons. The record is from RefSeq and is a predicted model, not a curated record. Gene Ontology annotation, biological process: regulation of alternative mRNA splicing, via spliceosome; mRNA splicing, via spliceosome. Gene Ontology annotation, molecular function: mRNA binding; N6-methyladenosine-containing RNA reader activity. The coding region runs from base 346 to 2295 and encodes 649 amino acids. NCBI's taxonomy places the organism in Eukaryota, Fungi, Ascomycota, Sordariomycetes, Cephalothecales, Cephalothecaceae. Gene Ontology annotation, cellular component: nucleoplasm.
UGUCAUAACCCGAAAAGACACCCCGUCAGAAACGUGCCCUUGCCCUGUGGCCGCGCCGUGUACAAUAUACAUAACCCAACGGCACCUGCUCCAUUCAAGGCCACUGGUUCCGGAGCAAAUCCCGCACGACUGUGGUUGGAUCCACAAGAGGCUUGCUGUGAUUUUGCGUCGCACCUCGUGGACAUUUUACCUCGCCUUCCCUACCCGUCUUAGCCAGCCAGACGCUGCUUCAACAUCCAACAUAUUUUGGAAUCCCGACUCCUGGUUGACCUCUACCGAGAUUUUGUAGUCAGUAUCCUCAGUCCCGGACCUUUGGCCGGCCGCUCGACCGCCUUUUGAAACCAGAUGGGAGGCGCACCACCCGAAGCUGGCAACUCGAGGGAGACUGUAGUACAAGACGGCGCACCCAGCGCCUUUCAAGGGCAGAGCCCUGCACCCCAGCCACCCUAUCCUCCAGGACAAAUCGCGACGAACAACUGGUCGGUCCACCAACACUUUCCACAGCAAUAUUACGACGACCCCCGGUAUAGCGUCUCGUCCCGGCGCGACAUGGCGAAGCCUCACGGGCCUCCCCAAGGAGGGCCAUACGACAUGAGUUCCAUGGCGAAUGCUCUGCCCCAACCUAGCUAUAGAGCUGAGCAAUACCUUCAAGGACAGCAGCGGUUCAACCAUCCUGUAGGACCGUCUCCCGCCAUACCGAACCAGCUACCCGUCCAGCAGCCGUUUGAGAACCACCAGUACUAUCUCCAACAGCAUCCACACAUGGCACAGUAUUACCCAGCUCCGCUUUCGCCAUCUCAGACAUACGCGAAUAUGUCCCGGCCGACCAUGGGUUUCUAUCACAACCCCGUCAUCAUGAAUCAGCCGGGUCAGGGACCGCCUUCCACUCCAUACUACUAUGAUCAAGCGGGACAUUACCCAGCACAAGCUCAGGCGCUCACAGGGCAGGUCUUUGCCGCACAAUAUCUGCCGUCAGGCACUCCGCAGUCGGACCCUAGGUUGUCGAAAUCCCUACAUUUCAACCAGACUGGUACCUCGACUCCAUCGCAAGACCGCGCAUCAUCUUCCGAUUCUCGUCCGAGUGUUGUCCGAGGACCCCCUCGAAAGCCCAAACAAAGUGGCCACGCUAUCUGGGUUGGAAACCUUCCUCCCCAGACCGAUCUGAUGAGUCUGGUACAUCACGUGUGCAAGGAAACGAAGGGACUAGAAUCACUAUUUCUCAUUUCGAAGAGUAAUUGUGCGUUUGCCAAUUUCAAGGACGAACAGAGCUGCGCCGCAGCCCAGCAGAAGCUUCACGAUUCGAGAUUCCAGACAGUACGGCUCGUCAGUCGGUUGCGGAAGAACACAGUCGAAGGUGCAGCCGGUACCAGCGCCCCGACCGGCCCCGCGGCCUCGACAUCGCAGCCGGGGAGCCAGCCAGAUGCGGCUUCUCCAGGGGGGGGUUCCGAGUCCGAUAGAGCCACCCCGAUGCUGGGCCCAGUCAGCGAAGGCAAAACCGCCCCGUCGGUCGACGGGCCGGGAUCGCAGAAGGACAGGUUCUUUGUCCUGAAGAGCCUGACUGUCGAGGACUUGGAGUUGAGCGUGCGGACGGGGAUCUGGGCGACUCAGUCCCACAACGAGGAUAAUCUUAAUAAGGCUUUCGAGUCCGUAGACAAUGUUUACCUUAUCUUCUCCGCCAACAAGUCCGGAGAGUAUUUCGGCUAUGCACGAAUGGUCUCCCCGAUUGACAACGAUCCGACGGCCGCGAUCGAGUUCGCCCCCAAGGCCCAGUCUGCCACCGACCCCGACCUCCCCAAGGCCAUCCCCACCGAAGCUACCGAGUUUGCGCCCAAGGGACGCAUCAUCGACGACUCUGCACGGGGCACAAUAUUCUGGGAGGCAGAGAGAGACGACAGUGGUCUGGAAAGCGUGGGGGGGCAAUGUGACGGAGAGGAAUCGGGGUCAGGAGCGGGCUCGGUCGUGGAGGAUGAGAGCGGCGUGCCAGGCGGAGCUGACGGCGCAGAAGGAGAGAACAAGGCGUGGGGAAAGCCUUUCAAGCUCGAGUGGCUUUCCACGACGAGGUUGCCCUUCUACCGGACGCGGGGGCUGAGAAACCCCUGGAACUCCAACAGGGAGGUCAAGAUCGCGAGGGACGGUACCGAGCUGGAGCCCUCGGUCGGUCGGCGCCUGAUCGGGCUGUUCAACAAGUCGCAGAGCCCGGCGCCGGGCGUUCUGUCGGGCGUUUCCGGGGGUUUAAGGGGCGCUGUAACCAUGAUGACCGGAUACCCGCCGAUGCGACCUCAUUACCAAAUGUGAAGCAAGGACCAGAGGCAGCAAUUGAGGUUUGCCCUUCAAUAUAUUGUUUCUAUGAUGAGGCACAAGUGGUGGAAUCAUUUUAUUUUAUUUUUAUUUUAUAUUUUCAUAUUUUUCUUUUGGUGGUUGGGGGGCUUUGUUUUUUGGUCAGUU